Molecule: messenger RNA, 5207 nt
Organism: Hipposideros armiger (great roundleaf bat)
Lineage: Eukaryota; Metazoa; Chordata; Mammalia; Chiroptera; Hipposideridae
Gene: DENND5B
Product: DENN domain containing 5B
Exons: 23
Coding region: 219-4214 (1331 amino acids)
Molecular function (GO): guanyl-nucleotide exchange factor activity; small GTPase binding
Source: RefSeq, a predicted model, not a curated record
GGACCGGGACCCACUGGGCGCGAGCCCGCGGCCGCUUCCCCGGCCCCGAGCGAGGAGUGAAGCUGCGGUAACGAGCGGCGGCUGCGCGGCCAUGGGCGCGCCGGUGUCGCCCUAGGACGGGCACGCGAAGACCGCAACCAGAGCAGCAGUCUCGGCUUCUGGUCUUCCAGAGCGGCGGCGGCGGCGGCGGCGGCGGCGGCAGGAGCAGCGCGGCCGGGAUGAGCGGCAGCGGCGCGGCGCCCGGCCCGGGCUCCUCCCCGGCCGCCUGCCGCUUCGCGCACUACUUCGUGGUGUGCGGGAUCGACGCGGACAGCGGGCUGGAGCCCGAUGAGCUGGCGGUUUUGUACCAAUGGCUAGAAGCAGACCGUCAUGGCAAGAGCCAAGAUGCUGCAAAUACGACUUCAGGUGAAAAUUUUGACCAGAGUCCUUUGAGAAGAACAUUCAAAUCUAAGGUUCUGGCCCACUAUCCUCAGAAUAUAGAAUGGAAUCCUUUUGACCAAGAUGCGGUGAACAUGUUGUGCAUGCCCAAAGGGCUGUCUUUCAGAACACAAACUGACAAGAGAGAUCCUCAGUUCCACUCCUUUAUAAUUACCCGGGAAGAUGGUUCUCGUACCUAUGGUUUCGUUCUCACUUUUUAUGAAGAAGUUACAAGUAAGCCAAUCUGCACGGCCAUGCAGACGCUCUACCAGAUGCACAACGCAGAGCAUUCCAGCAGCGUGUAUGCGUCUUCCUCCUGCAGCAUGGACUCGCUGGCGAGCAGUAUCGACGAGGGUGAUACGACUUCCCUUUUGAAACUCCAGCGAUACAACUCCUAUGACAUCAGCAGAGACACCCUGUACGUUUCAAAAAGCAUAUGUUUGAUCACACCGCUGCCUUUCAUGCAGGCCUGCAAGAAAUUCCUUAUCCAGCUUUACAUGGCAGUUACCUCGCAGCAGCCACCACCUUUGCCGCUUGAGAGCUACAUCCAUAAUAUUCUCUAUGAGGUGCCCCUUCCGCCUCCCGGGAGGUCACUGAAAUUUUAUGGUGUCUAUGAACCCGUCAUCUGCCAGAGGCCUGGGCCCAGCGAACUCCCCCUCUCCGAUUACCCUCUUCGAGAGGCCUUCGAGCUGCUGGGAUUGGAGAACCUGGUGCAGGUGUUCACCUGUGUUCUUUUAGAGAUGCAGAUCCUUCUCUACUCACAAGAUUAUCAACGCCUGAUGACUGUGGCGGAAGGCAUCACCACACUUUUGUUCCCAUUUCAAUGGCAGCAUGUUUAUGUGCCCAUCCUCCCUGCAUCUCUGCUACAUUUUCUUGAUGCUCCUGUCCCUUAUCUGAUGGGCCUUCAGUCAAAAGAAGGAACUGACCGUUCUAAACUAGAACUUCCUCAAGAGGCUAAUUUGUGUUUUGUGGAUAUUGACAACCAUUUUAUCGAGUUGCCUGAAGAGUUUCCACAGUUCCCCAAUAAAGUGGAUUUUAUCCAGGAACUCUCUGAAGUUCUUUUUCAAUUUGGAAUCCCUCUUGAGGGCAGCCUCCAUUGCAGUGAGAAUGCCACCAAACUGAAGAACCUGGUUCUGAAAGACCUGGUCAAUGACAAGAAGAAUGGCAAUGUCUCGGCUAAUAACAUCAGUAUGUAUGAGUUACUGAAGGGCAAUGAAACGAUCGCCCGCCUCCAGGCUCUGGCCAAGAGGACCGGUGUGACUGUGGAAAAAAUGGACCUUUCUGCCUCUCUGGGUGAAAAAGACAAGGAUGUGAAACUUCAGUGUGAAGAGACAGAACUAAGGGACUACCAGCUCAACGUACAGCUCCGAGAGGUCUUUGCUAACCGCUUUACGCAGAUGUUUGCAGAUUACGAAGCCUUUGUGAUUCAGACUGCCCAGGACAUGGAAUCCUGGCUGACCAACCGGGAACAGAUGCAGAACUUUGACAAAGCUUCCUUUCUGUGUGACCAGCCUGAGCCAUACCUGCCAUUUCUUUCACGCUUCAUUGAAACACAGAUGUUUGCCACCUUUAUUGAUAAUAAAAUUAUGUCUCAGUGGGAAGAGAAAGAGCCUUUGCUUCGGGUCUUUGACUCUCGGAUUGAGAAGAUAAGACUGUAUAAUGUAAGGGCCCCCACCUUGAGGACUUCUAUGUAUCAGAAAUGCAGCACUUUAAAAGAAGCAGCCCAGUCAAUUGAACAGCGGCUGAUGAAAAUGGAUCACACUGCAAUACACCCACAUCUACUUGAUAUGAAAAUUGGUCAAGGCAAAUAUGAGCAAGGGUUCUUUCCAAAGUUACAGUCCGAUGUCUUGGCAACAGGACCAACUAAUAACAAUCGCUGGGUGAGUCGGAGUGCCACCACACAGCGCAGGAAAGACCGCCUUCGCCAGCAUUCCGAGCACGUGGGGCUGGACAACGACUUGAGGGAGCCUCCGGGGGAACUUGUGGUCUGUCAGAACUCCAUGGCAUUCUGGGAGUGGGAUCAGGGUCCACCUCCUCCUGCACGACCUCCCAAAAAAUCCUUCUCUGAGUGCUGCCUGAAAUAUAUGCAAGAGGCACGAAGUUUAGGAAAAAACCUGAGGCAACCCAAAUUGUCAGACCUCUCUCCCGCUGUGAUUGCACAAACCAACUGGAAAUUUGUAGAAGGCUUAUUAAAAGAAUGUAGAAUGAAGACAAAACGCAUGUUGGUGGAGAAGAUGGGCCACGAAGCCGUGGAACUGGGCCAUGGAGAAGCAAACAUAACCGGCUUAGAGGAGAACACCUUGAUCGCCAGCCUCUGUGACCUGCUGGAAAGGAUAUGGAGCCACGGUUUGCAGGUCAAGCAGGGAAAGUCAGCUUUGUGGUCACAUUUAAUUCAGUUUCAGGACAGAGAAGAGAAACAAGAGCACCUUGCAGAAUCACCAGUUGCCCUGGGACCAGAAAGAAGAAAAUCUGACUCAGGAGUUAUGUUGCCAACACUCAGGGUCUCCCUUAUCCAAGACAUGAGGCAUAUUCAAAACAUGAGUGAGAUCAAGACUGAUGUUGGACGAGCUCGGGCAUGGAUACGAUUGUCUCUAGAAAAGAAACUCUUGUCCCAGCAUCUCAAGCAGCUACUCUCUAACCAACCUCUCACCAAAAAGCUUUAUAAGCGGUACGCCUUUCUACGUUGUGAAGAAGAAAGAGAACAGUUUCUUUACCACCUUCUUUCCCUCAAUGCUGUGGACUAUUUCUGCUUCACCAGCGUGUUCACCACUAUCAUGAUUCCAUAUAGGUCAGUCAUCAUCCCCAUCAAAAAGCUGAGCAAUGCAAUCAUCACAUCGAACCCCUGGAUCUGUGUGUCGGGGGAGCUAGGAGACACGGGAGUGAUGCCGAUUCUCAAAAACCUCCUCGAAAUGACUUUUGAGUGCCAGAACCUGGGGAAGCUGACCACUGUUCAGAUCGGUCACGAUAACUCAGGACUGUUAGCCAAGUGGCUGGUGGACUGUGUCAUGGUCAGAAAUGAAAUCACAGGACAUACAUACCGGUUCCCAUGUGGUCGAUGGCUGGGAAAGGGCAUUGAUGAUGGGAGCCUGGAGAGAAUUCUUAUUGGAGAAUUGAUGGCACCAGCCGCAGAUGAGGAUCUAGUGAAGCAGUGUCGGACUCCACCCCAGCAGAAAUCACCCACCACAGCCAGGAGGCUGAGUGUCACGUCACUAACUGGAAAAAGCCCCAAACCCAAUGCUGGACAGAUCCAAGAAGGAAUUGGAGAAGCUGUGAACAACAUUGUGAAACAUUUUCACAAACCUGAAAAAGAGAGAGGGAGCCUCACGGUGUUGCUCUGUGGAGAAAAUGGCCUGGUCGCAGCACUGGAACAAGUUUUCCACCAUGGGUUCAAAUCUGCCCGCAUCUUUCACAAGAAUGUCUUCAUCUGGGACUUCAUAGAGAGAGCAGUUGCUUAUUUUGAAACCACUGACCAGAUUCUAGACAAUGAAGAUGGUGUCCUUAUUCAGAAAUCAUCCUGCAAAACCUUCUGCCGCUAUGUAAAUGCUAUUAAUACUGCACCCAGGAGCAUUGGGAAGGAUGGCAAAUUCCAGAUUCUAGUUUGCCUUGGAACACGGGACCGCCUGCUUCCACAGUGGAUCCCGUUAUUAGCCGAGUGCCCUGCCAUUACCCGAAUGUAUGAGGAGAGCGCCCUCCUGAGGGACCACAUGACCGUCAACUCCCUCAUCCGCAUCCUGCAGACCAUCCAGGACUUCACCAUAGUCUUAGAAGGCUCGCUCAUCAAAGGAGUGGAUGUGUAACCCAACUGGCUGGAAACUCUCAAUCCAGACCCCUCGCUUCUGAACCUUCCCCGUCCACGGGACCGAUCUGGACUUGUCUGACAAGGUAGUGAGUCACUGGGGGCAAGACACUGUAUCCCCCAGUUUGAACAAUCGUCACGCCACAGACAAGGUAAAAUGCUGUAUUGUAGUUCAUUUGAACCAGGAAUUUAGUAUAAAAUAGAGUAUUUUCAUGUGUUAGAUGUGUGUAAAUAUGCUAUCUUGUUUAAGAAAUUAUAUUACUCUAAUAAGAUACUUUUCUUAGAUUGAAUAUUCCUGUGACUUAAAAAUGUGUAGCUUCAAAGCAUUGGGAGUUGGGGGGAUGAGUGGUGCUAGUCAGGAAGAAGCCAGUAAACAUGUAAAUAUAGUGCAACCCAGUGGGGCUUUUUAUUUCCUCCAGGUAUCACAAAGGAACCCAGAGUGCAUUGUUAAGUCGUAUCCAUCUAUCCAGGUGUCUGAUCCUUUGUAUUGUGAAUGUAAACAGCUUUACCUACUGUAUGGGGUAGUCCUCACUUGUAUUUUUUAAGUUACAAAUGGUUUCAUACAUAUGAAUUGAGUCACUUCUCCAGCCUAUUAGGAAAUUUUUUUGUUAGCACAAGAUGAAGAUAUAAUUCAAAUACUUUAAAUACUGAACCCCAGGAGCUUGGCUGAACUGGAAAGGGAACACACAAAGCCCUGAGAAGUGUGUUAAAUUGUGGGAUUAUACUUCUUUACACUUUGGAAAGAUUAGCUUAGACUAACUUCAUUCUUGGCAUUUUUAUUCUUGUUAUUUGAGGUACUUUGGGCAGAUGUGAAUUUCAAAGCAUUCGCCUCACAGUCAUAACAACUGCAAACAGCAGUUCGAUUCUGUACUUUUUAUUUGGCCAUCUAAACCCUGCAGAGGUCCCUUACCUCGUAAGGAUAACCAUAAACUCUGUCUUUGUUUGGUUCCAGUCACCCCUCCCCUCUCCCCGUGCCCAUCCCCCUCUCAGGAAA